AAAAGCGGUGGACUCUCUCUCUCUCUCUCUCCUUUGAUUCCCGUCAGCAGUGUUCGCUUCUCAUCCUCUUCGGCUCCUCUCUUCUCUUCGCUCGCCAGGAAAAAGAGAAAGGCGUAGAUUCCAUGCCUUCCGUUGUUUCGCCUCAGUGGCAAGAGAAGGCAAAUGGCUUCAUUUCUUCUUCCGGGGUCAAGCUGAAAGAAGCUGGACAAUCGGCUGGGACGUUUGUGGGGGAGGUUGCAAAAGACGCAAAGGGAAAUGUUGCUGAUGCAGCUGGAAAAGUUGGGUCACUGGUGAAAAGCCGAUGGAACCUUAUUCAGAAGACCACUCUUCGGCCAUCAUCAAGGGAUGCCAUGCAGGAACGCCUACGUUCUGCUGCGGCUUCUACUGGAACAAUGCUCAAGAAGGGCAUUUCAGAGACAAAAGACAAGGUUGCUGUGGGAAAAGUUAAAGUUGAAGAGGUGGCAAAAAAGACUGCGCAAAGAAGUAAGACCAUUCUGAAUAACAUUGAGCGUUGGCAAAAGGGAGUUGCAAGCACUGAUGUAUUUGGAGUUGCAAUUGAGAUAAAUGUACAACGACAACAAUCCACCAGGCCAGUUCCUCAAGUUUUGGUCAAAUGUGCGGAUUACCUCAUAUUAUCAGGACUAAACUCAGAGCACUUGUUCAGAUCUGAAGGUGAUAAAAAGGUUAUUCAGAAUUUGAUUUCGCUAUACAACCAAGAUUGGAAUGCAUCAUUGCCAGAGGGUGCAAACCCAAUUGAUGUCGCAUCUCUGGUGAAGUGUUAUCUUGCAAGCCUUCCUGAGCCACUUACUACAUUUGACCUUCAUCAUGAAAUCAAAGGUGCUCGUUCUAGCAUACAUACAAUGAGAAGCAUAUUGAAGAAGCUUCCAAAUGUAAACUACAUGACACUAGAAUUUGUCACUGCACUAUUGCUCCGUGUGAGCCAGAAGUCACUUCUUAAUAAGAUGGAUGCUCACAGCCUUGCAGUGGAAACGGCUCCUGUUAUUAUUUGGCAGAAGGGAAAAAGACCAGACCAUUUUAGCCAGUUUUGGUGUCAUACAACCGAAGGUCCUUCCAAGAAUACCAUAGAUCAAACACCUGCUUACAGUGCUUGGGACACUCUUUCAGAAGAAGGUGACAUUACUGAUGCAUCCUCUGCCAUUCCCUUGGACGAUGACGGCUCACCCACUGAUUUUGGAGCUAUUGAGGUUGUUCAGUGCCUUAUUGAGCAUCACAGGGCAAUUUUCACAGAUGCAAAUGAAACGGUCUGGAGAUAACUUCUAUCAAUUGUGUCGUAGAGCCACAAAGUCAAAUGACUGCUCAUGAGACUUACUGACUUUAGAUCUUUAACAAAUAGUUUCAUUGCC
Telopea speciosissima is the source of this 1364-nucleotide messenger RNA. RefSeq lists its product as uncharacterized. The record is from RefSeq and is a predicted model, not a curated record. The coding region runs from base 123 to 1274 and encodes 383 amino acids. Lineage: Eukaryota; Viridiplantae; Streptophyta; Magnoliopsida; Proteales; Proteaceae. Gene Ontology annotation, biological process: signal transduction. The transcript is spliced from 10 exons.